Vitrella brassicaformis is the source of this 2026-nucleotide messenger RNA. The record is from the annotation of a GenBank genome assembly. NCBI's taxonomy places the organism in Eukaryota, Vitrellaceae.
ACGAGAUUCACCACCACCAAUGCACUCACUCCCAUAAGCCAGAAGAAGUAGGAGUCAGUCGUGAACUCAUACACGGCAAUAUUCGCAGGCAAGUCCUCCUGCCUUGCCCAUCCCACGAGCUCGACAGGGGCUGCGAAGUAUCUCGAUCUCUCUGUAUCUCUGUGUGUGCCCAUGAGUGGAAGUCUGCGCGUCGAUCGUCUGCAAUCCGACACACACAAGACAGACAGAGGGCGGGCCACAGGAGUGAGUGCACACGAAUAACACGUCCUACCAGAACGCUCACCGAUUGCUUACGUCGAUCGAGUGGGUAUGAGUGUGCCUUAUUUGUGCUCAGAACACGACCAGCCCACUGGUCGACGGCUGCACAAUCCCACCUGCACACAACACAACACAAUACACAACACAAUGCAAUGCAAUGGAAUGGAAUGGAAUGGAAUGCAUACCCACCCGUCUGGUUGGCCAUGUGCUGCAGAAACUCCUCCACCUUAGCCUACACAACAAGAAUACACUCCCAUACCCUCUUUGCUGUCGUGACAAGUCGCUCCCUCACCCACCCACCCUGUGUCCAUCUCCUCCACUGAUCUGCUCCGCAUCGGCCAUUUCCACAUCGGUCCCCGCUGCUGCCGCACUUGAGGUCCCUUCUCCCCCCGCACUGGUGUCGCCGGUGAAGCCGACGCCGACCGUGUACAGAGGACACUCCAUCUCCUGGCAGCAGAGUCCACCACAUGUUGCGGCUGCCUGGGUGGGGGGCUGGGCGUGUAGGGUACCUUCAUCCUGCCUAGGAGGAUUCUUGUGAUGCAAUUGUCCUCUUCAGCAAUGUCAUCGUCCUCUUCUCCAGCAGUGGUAUAUAUAUCGGUGUUGAGUGUGCAAAGGCCGUUGGUGUACAGGUAGAUCUGACACACAGCCAGCCAGACUUUGCGUGUCGUUGCUUUCUCUGCCUACCCCAGGUAGUAGUGCCCCUCGCCAACAGAUCACCCGCUGCAACACAACACAGCCCGGAAACACACGACCGUCUCCCUCCCUCCCUCCCUCCCUCCCUGACGGCUGGCUCCUCGUGGCGUGGACAUACCUAUGAACAGGGCGUCGAUUAAGUCGCUCUCGCCGUUCUCGCACUUCUGAUCCAACUCGAUGCUACCCUCACCCAACUCCCCCUUUCCCCCCCGCACACACACAGAGCACACAACACACGCACAUAUUGUCGUGUGGUUGUAUGUGUGUCGGUCCGUACGUACGCCUCUUUUGGUGGAUGUGAGAGUGGUGAUGUUGUGGUAGCCCUCACCCUCCGACUCGUCGUGCAUCGAGUUGCUCGUCCCUGAUGCGCAAGCCAGACAACACAUCAUUACACGCGAGCCGUGAACCCCAUGCAGACGACGGCCAGCUGCUGCUUGGGGUUCAGCAGCAGCUUGUGCUGCAGCCUGCAUGCUGCCAUCAACCAGCCGUCAGACUUGUGCACGGUGAUCGAGGCCGUGUGUGUGGAGCAUGUGUGAUGUACGUUAUUACCUGUGCGAGUGUGAAGUGUGUUCUGUUGGUGUCGUCUUGGUCGUUGAGUUUGGCCGCCAUGGUGCGGCCGCAGUCCAGGAUGAUCACCGCCGCCUCCUUGGUUGUCUCCUUGAUGCUCAGCUGCGUAUGUGUGUCAAGAGACCGCAUCCACCAACUGCAUGACCGCUUCCUGACACCCACAGCUAACCUGGGUCUGCAGACGUUUGCGCAGUGCAUCGAUCUCAUUGCGAAGCGCACCCAGGCCGUCAGCAGCCGUCAUCUGCACUGUACUCAACACAACACAACAACACAAUGCAGCUGGCAUCCGGCUGCUGCAUCACGGUCACCUCGCUGCAGCCGAUGCUCGAGUGGCCUCGCCUGACACACCAGCGCCAGCUGGCACACACACGCAGCCAAUUCAUGCCGCAGAUGUUGGCCGCCGUAUGCCACCCCCAAGUGAAGCGUGUGCAAGAACAGUGCAUGUGGUACCUUCACACAGCCCUUGAAUAGCACUGCAUGCUGCUCUGCGAUGAAACGAACAAUUCAG